Pimephales promelas (fathead minnow) is the source of this 1799-nucleotide messenger RNA. The record is from RefSeq and is a predicted model, not a curated record. NCBI's taxonomy places the organism in Eukaryota, Metazoa, Chordata, Actinopteri, Cypriniformes, Leuciscidae.
UGUCCUCAGGGAACUCCGGCUCGAUGGAGAGAUUUCCACUCCGCCACGAUCAUCGGCUCGAAGAUGUUUGUGUUCGGCGGGCGCGCGGAUCGGUUCGGGCCGUUUCACUCAAACAACGAGAUUUACUGCAACAAGAUCAAGAUCUUCGACACCGAGACCAACAGCUGGAUGAACACCGCGUCUGCGCAGCUGCUGCCCGAGGGCCGGCGGAGCCACUCAGCCUUUGCCUAUAAUGGAGAGCUGUAUAUAUUCGGUGGUUAUAACGCUCGUCUGGAUCGACACUUCAACGACCUCUGGAAGUUCAACCCAGAGGCGUUCUCCUGGAGGAAGGUGGAGCCGAGGGGUAAAGGCCCGUGUCCCAGGCGGAGACAGUGCUGUUGCAUGGUGGGAGAUCGCAUCAUACUCUUCGGGGGAACCAGUCCGUGUCCGGAGCAGGGGAUGGGGGACGAGUUCAACCUCAUGGACCAUUCAGACCUGUACAUCCUGGACUUCAGUCCUAAUCUGAAGACUUUAUGCAAGUUAGCGGUUAUUCAGUACAGUCUGGAUCAGUCUGGACUCCCUCAUGACAUCAGGUGGGAGCUGACGGCCAUGACCACGAACAGUACCAUCAGUCGGCCCAUAUUCUCGUCUCACGGCUGACCCGUGGCGGCUCCUCCCGUGUGGAUCCGGAUCCCAGUUCUCCGUCGGUCCUGCUGUGGCGAAGGCCUUUUCCCAGUUUGAUUCGCCACUGUUGAACUUCUGCGGAGAAAUGGACCUUCACGCUUUUAAACCAGUCCAAUUAUUCAUCAGUGUUACAGUGUUUUAUUGAGAAUCUGGAGUGAAAUGAAGGUCAUUUAACCUGUAAUCUGUCAUUGCUCUGCUUGUGUGUUCAGAUUGCUGGUUUAUAUGCAAGACUUUCGUUACGACCCGCUCAUAUCAGAGGAGACAUCCCUAUGUUUUCCCACAGUGCUUCUGACAAUAGUCCACAAUCAAUAGACAGGAGAAUAUUCCCUCUGCAUGCGUGCGUCCCUCAGGAUCCGCACCGUAAAAACUCCACAAAGACAUGAUGUUGUGAAAGAUUACAUGUUUUCUCAUUUACUCAAAGGCAGCGAAAGAUGUUUCACUUCAGAGCAAAUCGGCACGAUCUAAUAAACACCUGGAGAAAACGGGGAUCAAUCUGAAUCACAAACCCAGUGUAUUUCCACACACACAUCCAUCAGAAUGUGGACGGUUCGAUUGCUCGGUGUUGGUGUUGAUGGGUAUGACGGUGCCAAAGCUGAAGCUCGUGCUUUAUUCCCGCGGGACUCUCCGGCGUCUCGUCCAGUGCCUGAUGCUCCUCUGGACACUUCCGAUCUUCACAAGCUCUCGAGUCCAAGCGCACACGGUUUUAACGGCUUCUACUCGGACCGGAUUUGAAAUAUGUCCUAUUUGAGAUUUUAUUGUGUUUGAAUAUCUGACGCCAAACUGAAUAUUGCAACCUGACGAAAACGAGAAGUCCUAAAAUCAAAUCAAGUGCAUUUUCACACUGACGUGUAGCUGACAGACGGGGAUCGUGAUGGUUUAGUGACGUGCUGCUGCUUUAAAGAGUCAUUCGGAUCCACGAUGGUGUUGCUGACGUGCUAACGGAGAAAUGAAGGAGAGCUUGUGUGUUGUGAUGGUGUGAGCGCUGCGGUUCCCUCCGGCUGCUGAUGUUUGGAAACGACAUGAUUCCUCAGUGGCGGAUGAACCUUUUCCACAAGUCACGACUCGAUCAAUGUUGUAAACGGGUUUUCAAUGGAAUCUUUUGAAUUUCCUAAACAAUAAAGUUGAGGAUAAUUUUG